Molecule: messenger RNA, 3151 nt
Organism: Solanum dulcamara
Lineage: Eukaryota; Viridiplantae; Streptophyta; Magnoliopsida; Solanales; Solanaceae
Product: kinesin-like protein KIN-10A
Exons: 6
Coding region: 194-2854 (886 amino acids)
Biological process (GO): microtubule-based movement
Cellular component (GO): kinesin complex; microtubule
Molecular function (GO): microtubule motor activity; ATP binding; ATP hydrolysis activity
Source: RefSeq, a predicted model, not a curated record
CAAAAAAAAUAUGAACUUUUUUUGUUCUUUCACUUUCUCCCUUUACCAUUUUCUUAGCUCAGACAAAUUUUCAAUUCCCAUUUCUCAAUUUUGAAUUUUUUCUGCAAAAUCAACUGUUCCCAAUUCUUAGAAGAGCAAAAAAAUUGAAUCUUGAUUUGUGGGGUUUCUUGAAUUCAAGCAGUUUUGGUCUCCAAUGGCACCGACACCGAAAAACCAGAGAACCCCAACUCCAUUUUCAAAACUAAAUCUUACCCAGGUACCCAUUUCAAGAACACCACAAGCAAAGCAUAGAUUGAAUUUCACCACAGCAAAACCGUCCCCGAACCCGAAUUCUGUAGCCCCUGUAGCAGCAGCAGCAGCAGAGCAUCCCAUUGAAGUUAUAGGCAGAAUUCGCGAUUACCCAGAUAGGAAAGAGAAGCCCUUAUCAUCGUUACAGGUGAAUCCUGACCGUGAGACGUUAAGAGUGAAAACUGAUUCAGGAUAUAGAGAUUUUAGCUUUGAUGGUGUGUCAUUGUCUGAAGAGGAAGAUAUUGAUGAAUUUUACAAGAAAUUCGUGCAGUCGAGGAUUAAUGGAGUGAAAUUGGGAGAUAAAUGUACUGUUAUGAUGUAUGGACCGACAGGGGCUGGAAAAAGUUAUAACAUGUUUGGGAGUUCUAAGCAGCCUGGGAUUGUGUAUAGGUCCUUAAGGGAUAUAUUAGGUGAUGGAAUUGAAGAAAAUGAUGAGAAAAUAAGUGUUGGAACAUUUGUGCAAGUUACUGUUUUAGAGAUAUAUAAUGAGGAAUUAUAUGAUCUGUUAUCAACAAAUAAUGGUGGAGGAUUUGGUUUUGGAUGGUCUAAAGGGAUUGCUUCUAAGGUGAGACUCGAAGUUAUCGGUAAAAAGGCAAAAAAUGCAACUUUUAUUUCCGGUACUGAGGCUACAAAGAUAUCAAAGGAGAUCCAGAAAGUGGAAAAGAGAAGAACAGUGAAAAGCACUUUAUGCAAUGAACGGAGCUCUCGGAGCCACUGCAUGAUGAUUAUUGAUGUUCCAACAGUAGGAGGGAGGCUAAUGCUUGUCGACAUGGCAGGUUCUGAGAAUAUAGAACAAGCUGGUCAAACUGGUAUGGAAGCAAAAAUGCAGACUGCAAAGAUCAAUCAGGGAAACAGUGCACUGAAAAGGGUGGUUGAGUCCAUUGCUAACGGUGAUUCCCACGUGCCUUUCCGAGACAGCAAGUUAACUAUGCUCUUACAGGAUUCUUUUGAGGAUGACAAGUCCAAAAUUCUCAUGAUACUGUGUGCCAGCCCGGAUCCAAAAGAGCUCCACAAAACCAUCUCUACUCUGGAGUACGGUGCCAAAGCAAAAUGCAUUGUCCGUGGCCCUCAUACGCCGUUGAAGGAGAAAGGUGCAGAAGAUUCUUCAUCAGCGGUUAUUUUGGGGUCGAGAAUUGCAGCUAUGGAUAAGUUUAUCUACAAGCUUCAGAGGGAGAACAAGCUCAAAGAGAUAGAGUGUAAUGAAGCUAAGAGAAAGCUUAUGAAGAAAGAAGAAGAAAUUGCUACGUUAAGGUCUAAACUUGAAUUAGUACAAGGAGGGGUGGAGACAACCGAGGAGGAUAUCAUUGUUAAAGUAAACGAGCGAACUCAGAUGUUGAAACAUGAAUUUGAAAGUAAGAUACAAAUCUGUCAGAAAAAGGCAAAUGAAUUCGUAGAGACGGAAAGGAGGAAGAUGGAAGAAAGAAUGUUCCAACAGCAACAAGAGUUUGAAAUGCUUAGAAGGCACUUGGAGGAGAUUGAGGCCGAGCUUCGGCGUUCAAGGGUUGGCAGCAGAUCAACAGAAGUGGAGGAGAACAGCUUUGGGAAAAGGCUACUGGAGAUUUACUCUGAAGACACGGGAAUGGUGAAAUCUAUGGAUUUGGACAGAUCUAUUGAUAUGGACUGUGGAAAGAAGGAUGUGACCGUCUAUAAAGCAGAAAGUAACACACUUCAGGCAAUGUUGGGCUAUCCUAGCAUAAGCAAUCCAAGAGAAAUUGAAGAUGAUCCUUCUAUCUUAUUGCAACAUUUCACCAACAAAUCGUUCUUGAGCACCGUGUUCGAGGAGGAAGAAGAAGGUAACGACAGUGAAGGGGAUAAAGAGAAUCCCCCUGUCGAAGAGGUGCAAAAAGAGGUUAUUGAGGAAAAGACAAUAUGUUCCGGCAUGCUCAAUCAUGAUUUAUUGCAUGUAAGUACAGUUGAAGAUCGUUCUGAUGAACUUUCUAGUGACACGGCCCCUUCCUCCAGAAAAGAGCUAAUUCAAAAUAUAUUCAAACUUUGUGGAAAUUCUAGAGAACUCUCUCUGCAGUGUAUAACAACAACCCCCUCAGUGCCUGCAGGAAAGAGGGUUAAAGACACUGCAUUGAAAUCACCUCCAGUUAAAGAAAUUGGAGAGGAUUCACCUAUAAGAAAAAUUCAUAAUUUCUGUACUGAGAAGCUAAAUGAUUCAAAGGAGAACUUCAACCCAACAUUUGAAAGCAUUGGCGUUGAUCUGGAAGUGCACGUGAAAUGGGAAGCUGCAUCAAAGGAAAAUCCCGGGAUUAUCACUACACUAAAGGUUGUUAAAGGUUCAACUUUAGCUGAUUUGCGCAAGCUGGUCGAGAUACACCUUGGUGCUGACAAUCAAGAACUCAAUUUCCUGGAAAUGUCUGGUGCUCCAGUGCCUAAAGAAGAGGAGUCAGCCACACCAGUGAGUAAGCUGCCGUGGUUCAACUUCAACAACCAGUCACAUGGCUACCUAGCUUGCUUGCAUCCAGUGAAGGGAAACAAGCGAUCUAAUUAUGAACCAUUUUCCCCAUUGGAAAAUAAGCUCCCGUUAACUUUAAACUCACUUGGCAUAGAGGGUCACUGAAAAAAGAUAAAUCUCUGUGACUAUUAGUUGAAAUGGUUAUAUGUAUAAGUUUGUGAGCACGUAAGUGAUCGAUCUUAUGCUCACAUUUAUGACUUGUUUUGCUCUCGAGUAUUUGGUUUUGCUCUGGAGUAAACCUGAAGGUUGAACAUGUAUGUUGUAAUCAUAUGCUCAAUAUAUGAUUUGUUUUGUUAGAGUACAUCUACAUCUGCAGAUGUACUCGCUGCAGAUUUGUAACGUAUACUAUCGUGUUGUGUACAUGUUCUGGUUGAGUGUUGACUCAACUACCUUCCGACGCCA